Messenger RNA from Lolium perenne, 882 nucleotides. Lineage: Eukaryota; Viridiplantae; Streptophyta; Magnoliopsida; Poales; Poaceae. The record is from RefSeq and is a predicted model, not a curated record.
AUGCCGUUCAAGCUAGGCGAGAAGCUGACAAAGCCAAGGCUGAUGCUGCUGGUGUCGAAGAUCUUCGGAAACGUCUUCACGAUGCCGAGACUUCAUAAGACCUCUCAAGAAUUUGAGCUUGAAGAUCCCGACAAUGAUCCUCUUCUUGACGCCGUUUCGUUCCUUGAAUUUCAUGGGACAGAAGCACGUGAGGGCAUUGAUGAAGCCAGGACAGGGCUGUCGCGGCUCUUCCCCUACUUCUUCCCGAAGAAAGAGGAACCCACAACUUUCCUUGCUCUUGCCAAGUGUUUUAAUCCACCCGAAGAUCUUGGGCUGAAGAUGCGUCAUGAAAAUAUGAAGGUUGCCGUUGAAAGCACUGUUGCCUUGGUUGCUGAUAGUCAACAAACCAUUGACUGGGCGAAAGUGGGCGACACGGAGCAGAUAGAACAAGCAAAAUGGCGAUCAUUGAUCAAGGCAGCAAAGCUUAACACGAAGAAAAUCCUGUCUUAUCUCGGGAUCAAGCCAUCUUCAACUCCUAGCUCGUCAAGGCCGGAGUUAAUUUUUGACAACUAUACGUCAACUCCUGGUCCUUCCGAAGUUUUCCCUUCGUUCCUUCCGAAGAAAACCCCUGUCACUGUUAAUUUUGUUGACGAUUCUGCGAGUAAGGAUUCAGCAGAAGAGUUGGAAGAACUUCGAGGACAACUUCAAUCCACGAAAAAGCAAUCCCUUAUGCUUAUGGAACAAUCUAGAAAAUCUUCGGAAAGGGAAAAAAUUGCGCUCCAACAAGCUCAAGAUGCCAUAACUGAAAAGGACGCCGCUGUUGCCGAAGCUGCUGCAGCCACAACCCGCGAAAUUUUUAUGCUUCAACUGCUGACAGAUGCUAGCUUGGAUAUGGCAGAAUAG